CGGUGCAGUGACCAGGAAAGGAGACCGCGGGGCCAAGGAGAAGCCGACGACCGUCCUGCCGCCGGUGGGGGAGGAGGAACCCAAAAACCCUGUGUUUUCAGUGUCGGUCUCUACAACGCAUCUUACAUGUUAAAAAUGGCUGAGAGGACGUCUGCCUCGAUGGAGGGGCCGCUGCCCGCCCAGAAGCCCGAAACCCCGCGCGGACGAGCGUGGGAACGCGGCGCAGUGCGCCGAUCCCUGGCGGGCGGGGGCGCAGGGCUGGGUGGGACGUCCUCUGGUCUCUGCUGCCCUCUGUUGGCAGCCUUGGGCUAUAGGGGGCGGGCGCGGCGCGGCGCGGCGCUACGCUUCCCCUCCCGCUCUCGUCCCCGCCCCCACAGAGGAGUACCAGUGCACCGGCGUCCUCGAGGUGGACUUCGCUGAGUUCUGCACGCGGUGGGGCUACACGGACUUCCCCAAAGUGGUCACCCGGCCCCGCCCGCAUCCAACCUUCGUCCCCUCCGCCUCUACGUCGGAAAAGCCCACCGUAGGUGAGUGACAGUGGAGACGCCGGGGUGUCUGCCAGGCCUACCGCGUCCAUUCCCCAUCGCUCGGCGGGCCGAAUGGCGGGGACGCAGGGCAAUGUGUGUGUGAGUGAGCAGGGUGGAUUCAAGGGGGCUGGUGGGGAGGUGGGGGCGGUCUUCCGUCGUCCUUUCCAAACCCUCGCAGAUGCGGUCUGGCGGAGUCCUCCAAUCCCGCGGCUCCGUGGGAGCCGUCCCGGCCUCUCCGGCUCCCGUAGGCCGGCCGGGGCGUGGGGCCCGGGGGCGGUGACUCUGCCCCCUCCCUCCUUCCCCGGCUCCUCGCACCCCUGCCUUCUAGACGAACAGCCGCUGUCCGGGUCCUGCAGCUUCAACAGCCUGGAGAGCAAAUACGUGUUCUUCCGGCCCACCAUCCAGGUGGAGCUGGACCCUGAGGACAAGUCCGUGAAGGAAAUCUACAUCCGCGGUUGGAAGGUUGAGGAGCGUAUCCUGGGUAUCUUCUCUAAGUGUCUGCCCUCCCUCAGCCAGCUUCAGGCCAUCAACUUCUGGAAGGUGGGGCUGACUGAUAAGACCCUGACCACCUUUAUCGCCCUCCUGCCUCUCUGCUCAUCCACGCUCAGGAAGGUGUCUCUGGAGGGGAACCCGCUGCCGGAGCAGUCCUAUCACAAGCUCAUGGCAGUGGACAGCACGAUCGCGCACUUGUCUCUGCGGAACAACAACAUCGACGACCACGGGGCGCAGCUCCUAGGCCAGGCUCUGUCCACGCUGCACAGCUGCAACCGGACCCUGGUCUCCCUCAACCUGGGCUUCAACCACAUCGGUGACGAGGGCGCGGGCUACAUCGCGGACGUGCGUGCGAGGCCGGCAGGGGCCCCCGCGCGAGCUGUGGCGGCCCGGGGCCAGCCAGCUCACUGCCCCUCCCUGACCCCGCAGGGCCUCCGGCUCAACCGCUCCCUGCUCUGGCUGUCCCUGGCCCAUAACCGCAUUCAGGACAAGGGUGCCCUGAAGCUGGCCGAGGUCCUGCGCCCCUUCGAGCUGACGCACACCGAGGUGGUGGAGCGCCGGCGCCUCCUGCUGGAGAAAGGUUCGCAGGAGCGCUUGCGAUCGGUGAGGAGCGCUCGGAGCCUGAGACCUGAGCCCUUGGAACCGCUGCCCAGACAUGGGGACUCCAAAACAGAGCGUGAGAAGAAUCAGCUGAUGAGGGUCAGCAGUUUCGCAAUGGUGGAGAAAGACAAGAUGCAGACAACGAAGACCCCUAAGGGUCUGGGCAAGAAAAAGGAGAAGUCCGGGGAAGUGGUGAAGAAAGAGGAGAAGUCAGGGUCUGGGCAGUCACCCACACAAGGAACCCCUAAGAAAGAAGACUCCACAAAGACAGGCAAGGGGAAGGUAACCAUCCCUGAGCAGAAACUAAGCAAGGGAAAAGGGACCAAGACUGUGAGCAAAGAGAAGCGCAGCAUCCUCCCGGAGUCGGAGGUAGGCUGCAGGAGAAGCGGGGUGGGGGACACGUCCCUGGGGUCCAGUCCCCCAGCCUUCCUGGCAUGGAGUCUCCGGCCCUGUACUGUGGCAGCAGCCACUUCAACUCACAUUGUGCCCUCAGUCCUGGCCCCCUCCCUAAUCCAACCUGGGCUUGCAGGGGUAGCAGAGCUCAGUGCCCCCUCCCCUUCUACCUUAACUUGCUUAUUAGGAGCCCCCACUUUUGAUCCUCUGCCUCAACUCAGUCUGCUUCCCGAAAGGCCAUUUGUUCCUCACCACCACGCCCACGGUUGCUCGUACAGUUGCACAGGGAACGAAGCACAUUCUCCUUUGCCCCUGCCAGCAGCUCCCCAGGAGGGCAGGGUGUCUUCCUAGUCGUGGUACUUCCCCCACCCUGUGCACAGCUACUUGAGACCCUCUCUCCUUCGCCCCUGCAGCCUCUCUUUUCUAUUUAAACUUGGACCAACUUGUUCCUGGCUUUGGAAACCUUCCUGGACUGCUGACUCCACAGCUCCCACCCCUCCGCAGUGGAGUCAGCUAACCCUAAGCCUAACCCGAGGGCUAUCUGUCCUUACACAGGCGUACCUUGUUGUAUUGUGCUUUGCAGAUUUUUUUCUUUUUUAUACAAACUGAAGGUUUGUGGCAACCCUGCGUCGAGCAAGUCCGUUGGUGCCAUUUUUUUCCAAGAGCAUUUGCUCACUUCGUGUCUCUGGGUCACAUUUCGAUAAUUCUCUCAAUAUUUCAAGCUUUUUCAUUA
Aethalodelphis obliquidens (Pacific white-sided dolphin) is the source of this 2745-nucleotide messenger RNA. It is a transcript of the gene LRRC71, whose product is annotated as leucine rich repeat containing 71. Gene Ontology annotation, molecular function: protein binding. The record is from RefSeq and is a predicted model, not a curated record. The transcript is spliced from 10 exons. Bases 600 to 2363 code for a protein of 587 amino acids. Lineage: Eukaryota; Metazoa; Chordata; Mammalia; Artiodactyla; Delphinidae.